GAGUGGGAUGUGCUACUGGCUGCCGAUUUUGAUGCCCCUCAGACCAACGCAGCCUCCAGCGAUUGGCAGAGCGAGAAGCUUCGAAGAAAGCAGCUGAAUGAAAAGAACAAGCAGUUCAUCGAGCAGUAUGACAGGAAGCUACAGCAGCUUGCCGAGCAGGUGAAAGUAAAGCGCGGCCGAAGCACGAAGAAGUUAAAGGAGGCUGAGGAGGAAAAGGGGUCGCCUGACGGCGCAUUGGAGGGUGAGCAGGAAGAGGAUCAGGACGAGAAGGAGGAAAUGGAGCCAGAGGAGGAAGAGCCCUCUGAACCCUUCGAAGAGCCAACUGGACUCGCCCUCCGGGAGGAGGUCGAGGAGGUUGUGGCAUGUUUGAAGCAGCACCCGCAGUUUGACAUGAAUCGGCGCAACAUUUGGAUCUUGAAGCCUGCAAACAGCUUGCGCGGCCACGGCAUAAUUGUGGAGAACGACCUGGAUAGAAUUUUCCAGCAAGCGCGCAACAAGACUUGCACGUACGUUUGCCAGAAAUACAUUGAGAAUCCGCUGUUGAUCGGCGCCCGGAAGCAUGACCUCCGGCAAUGGGUGCUGGUUACCUCCCUGAAUCCGCUGACCAUCUACUUCUACAGUGAGUGUUACAUUCGCAUUGCGGCGAACGAGUACACUCUCAAUGACUUUGCCGACCGCUUUACACACCUGACCCACACCAUCAUUAUGAAGCACCAUCCGAAUUUUAAUCCGGAUGAUGAGGAUUGGCGAUGCCAAUGGACUCAGGAGAGAUACCGGCAACUCCUGCAUGAGACAGCUGGCCGUGAUGUUUGGACCGAGAAGGUGCGGCCAGCUAUGCAGCAGGUGGUCAUCGCCUCGUUGCAGAGUGUGGCCGAAGUCUUGUCCAGGCCUCAAAACAGCUCGUGCAGCUUCCAGCUGUUUGGCUAUGACUUCAUGGUGGAUGUCGACUACAACGUGUGGUUGUUGGAGGUCAAUGACAUCCCUAUGAUGCAAGCAGCUGGACCGGUCACCAGCCGCCUUUGCGACGCUUGCGUCCGCGAUGCAAUCAGCGUGGUCAUGGAUGAGCCAUCCCCAGACAG
Symbiodinium pilosum is the source of this 1079-nucleotide messenger RNA. The record is from the annotation of a GenBank genome assembly. Lineage: Eukaryota; Dinophyceae; Suessiales; Symbiodiniaceae.